AGAAGAAAGGGAUCUACUUGAGGCUAAAGAAGAGAAGAAGGAGGGCAAAAGUGCAAAAAUGCAGAUCUGGGAGGGGAUCAAAAUCCCUAGCCGCAUCUCCAUUGCAAUCGGGCCUGGCAUCUCAUCUCUCUCCCUCUCCCCUUCUUCUCCACCACCGGCUGCCGCCACGGCCAGGCCGGCGUGGUGGUGCGCCUCCGCAGCCCAUCCAUCCACCAGCACCACCAUCACACGACCACUCCACCACCAGUGCCAUCCAUCACCAGCACAGCCAGCACCCAGUACCACCAUCACCUCCAUCCACCAGCGCCACACCACCCAUCCACCUCUCCCUGCUGCUACCCCUUGCUACUCACGCCCUGGACCAGCCAUUGGGGUCGCCGGCGUCUGAUCUCCCGCGCGCCUCCAACUGCUGCUGCUUUCCCCCUCGUCUCUACUGCUGCUACUCCACUUCCUCUGCUCCCCUUCUUCUUCUUUAAAUCUCGCUGCUGCUGCUCUUCUUCUCUCUUCACCUGCUGCUGCUCAUCCCUCACGCCCCUUCUCUAGCUGGCUGUUGCUGCUCUUCACCUUCCCUUGCCCCAACCUGCUGCUACUUCUUCUCUCAACCUCCUGCUGCUGCUUCUCCUCACGUCCCUGCUGCCGCUCCAUUCCCAAUCUUGCUGCUCUCUCUCUCUCUCUCUCUCUCUCUCUCUCUCUCUCUCUCAAAUUUCGGUGACCUUCAGUAGUGUAAUAAUCAGUACUAUGUAAUGUUUAGAUUUGAUAAGUGUAAUAUCCUACUGUUUGGUUCAGUUUCAAAGUUUAAUAUAAAUGCUUGAUUAGUAUGUCCUUUGUCCUGACUAGUUGAUACCUUGUCACUUUGAGAAAUAUUUGACCUGUCAUACUUUGUUUAGUGAAACAGUAUUCUUCAUAUGUGUGUGGUGUCCUGUGAUAUAUAUAUACAUAUGUGUGUGUUUGUAAUGUGAGUUAUAUCAAUUCUGUCCUAUAUCCAUGAUUCUUCUCUCUGUACAUGUUAGAUAAACCUAUGAGUUCUAGUCUUGUUGAUUCUCUUGUGUGAUGAUGUUCGCCUGUGUUAGUGUUCUAAUUUCUCAAGCAUAUAGAAAAUACCAAAAAGAUUAUUGAGUCAAAUCUGAAUCUACCCUUGCUGUUUGCAUUUUCUUUGUCGACGAUCUUUGGGAACGACCUUGUUAGUGUAGGUUUAUUUUCUUGCAUUCAUAAUCUGAAUUGUGUUACCUAGCUUUAGCCAAGCACGAUCAUCGAUUUGCCUAGUCCCUGAGGAGAACACGACACUCGUAGUUUGGGGCGUAAAAACCCCUCUAUACUUACAAUUGAUCAUUUUGGCGCCGUUGCUGGGGACUAGCGUCGUGUGACUGUGUUAGGAUAUAGACUAGGUUUUUCUUGUUUUCUUUUUGUGACAUCUAUAUGUGAUAUAUCUCUAACCACUAAUCCUUGUUCUAGAUCAUUUUCUUUCUGUUUUCUUUUCUUUUGGCAGGUUAGAACUAUCUUCUCGGUUAUGGCUUACUAUUCAGAUCAUCAGGCUUAUGCGAGCAACACUACAAAUAGCACGGAAAGUGUUCAAGAACUGAUAGGGAUCUAGGUAUGAAGAGGAGAGCCACAACUAUGCUCCACAACAGUCUUAUUCAACUCCUAUUCAUAUACUUCAGCACCAGGAGAUGUUUCCAAUGGAGUUAAAUGGUCCUACAUUUGGUCAACCAACACCUUCAACACAAGUGCCUACUCAAGAUGAGUUCGAUGACAUAGACAAGCUCGCACUUUUGAGUCUCGAGUUCACUUGGAGUGCCAAGGAUGAUCCUAUUAGGAAGGUUAUACUAGAUGAAAUGAAGAAGAUCAAGAGUGGAAAAGAGCUAGUGGAAGAAGUAAGGAAGAUUGAGAAGAACAUCAACGCUGGCAGCACUAUUUCUUCACAGCUAGAGCUGAGUGUUGCUGAGAUUCCCCUUGAUACAUGUGAGGUUCCAACACCGUCACAUCCAGUUGAGCAAGAUAGCAAGAGUCCAGAGGAAGAAAGACCUCAGAUUGAAGAAGAUGAACUAGAAGACAAGGAACAAGAUGAUCAAGAGCUGCAAUUCCCAAGUGAUCAAGUUGAAGACUCAUCAUCUACUACUCCUGAAGAAGUACAAGAAGCUGCUGUAGAUGAAGAUGAAGAACCUGAGAUUCAUUUGCCUAUUGUCAUACCAGAGCGUGAUGUGUCAGGUUUAUCUAAUCCUCUUAAUGACAUGUCUUCAUAUGAUUUGUUUGCUUCUACCUUGCAUUGCAUGAUGCCAUCUGUUAAAGUAGAUUUGAAAAAGUAUUUGCUUGGAUAUGAUCAUAUAUACCCUGUUAGUGGCAUUACUCACAUUAAUGAUGAUCACAGUUACUUUCCUCGUGCUAGACCUAUGCUUAAUGAAACAUAUCAUUCUUAUGCUAAUCUUGAGCUUAAUGAAAAAUAUCAUCCUCAUGUUAGUGUUGACUUUGCUGAUUUCUACCAUCCUAAACAUGUGCUUUAUAGCUAUGCUUAUGUAAUUGGAUAUUCGAUUGAUGACUUGGAGGGUAUUAUCCCUACCACUUGUAUUGUCUCUUUCGUUGAGUGCUCUUUCAGGUUCUUGCUUGUGCACGAAUCACUACAUGCUGACCAAGUUCGAGAUGCCAUUCCCUGGGACCCCGGUGGACCCAUGGCAUGGGGAUGAGGAGAAGCAAGGAGCACACAUGAAGAGAGAAGCUGGAGCAGGCAUGAGGAUAGGGAAGCAAAAGGAGAGGAGUCACAAUGCACGAGGAAGCAAAGGAGAAGAGUUGCAGUUUAGAGAGUGUCGAGCGUGUGCUACUUCCUAUAAAAACCCGGUGAGUUGUUUCAUGACCCAUUCCGAGUAUAUCAUCCAUUGAUACAUGCUGAAAUCAAAUGUUAUUUGGGUUACUUAAGCCAUGCCUUAAAUGUUGCCCCACUGAAUUUUAUUUGACAUAUGGUGCUUGAUGUGAAUAUGUGAAGUGAGUGUUGAAUGCCUUGUAACCUAGUAAUCUACACAAUGCUUGCUUUGCUGAAAUUAGUGAAAGCUAUUAGUUUUGAGUGCUCAAAUCCCUAGUACACUAGAAAACUUAAUCAUUUUCUACUUUUACCUCGAUACACCUAGAUCAUUAAGUGUCAGAUGCUGAUUUUGUGCCUAAUGUGUUCCCAUUGAGAGCAAUCACCUAACCACUAUGGAUUAGCAUGUUAUGUUCCCUGGAUCGGUAGCAUGUGAACCAGACAUGGAGAAGUGAUGAUUCCUAUUUUUGUGCUUAUGCGUUGUUCAUUUAAGAUAAGUAAUAAUGAAUAAAUUAGUCUGACUACCUAUAGUAGCAUGUCAUGUUCUCGGGAUCGGUGGCAUGUGAAAUUGGGUUAGCUUGGGCAGUAAUUAUUAAUAAAAAAAUGUAAUUGUCGAACCAGGUGUAUACCAUGUUCUCGGGAUCGGUGGUAUGUUCCUUUGGGGAGACAAACAACAAAAAAACUAAUAAUUGGUCGAUCCAGGUGUAUACCAUGUUCUCGGGAUCGGUGGUAUGUUCCUUUGGUGAGAUCGAUAAAAUAUUAUCAUUGCUUUACUUCUAUAAAUAAGUGAACUGAUCACAAGUUUAUGUUCUUUUUUGUGCUCUGGAUCAUGCUCUCUUUAGGAACCUUUGGCACAAUCAUCAUUUGAACUUGUUGAUCCACUUUUAUCAUUGUAAAAGUUUAAAAUGAUUGAGUCUACUAGUAUCCUAUUGCUUUGUAGCACUCUUAACCAUUAAUUUUCACUAGCUAAGUCUGAAGAUGCCUUGUUUGGAGAUCUAUUUUACCAAGGCAUUCUUUACUCAGUUCACUAUUCAUAUUCUUGCUCUUGUCAUCUACCUUUGCUUGAGGACAAGCAAAGAUUUAAGUGUGGGGGAACUUGAUCAACACAUUUCAUAUACAUCUUUUGGCAACCAAAUAUGCGGUGUAUUGAGUUAUAUUCAUUCAUUUCUUGCUAUGAAUUGUUGAAUAUGUGAAUAAAAAUCAUAUAAAGGAUCCUUUACUUGUCAUUUGUUUAUUUUGCAGAAAAGUGCGAUAAGGCACUAUAAUCUUGAAGAUCUUGUCUACAAAGAAAGAGGAUACAAGACCGAGGGCCAAUAGAAGAGAAGGGGGGACUCGAGUAUGAAGAAUUAAAGAAAUGGAGGGCCAAAACUAAAGAAGAAAGGGAUCUACUUGAGGCUAAAGAAGAGAAGAAGGAGGGCAAAAGUGCAAAAAUGCAGAUCUGGGAGGGGAUCAAAAUCCCUAGCCGCAUCUCCAUUGCAAUCAGGCCUGGCAUCUCAUCUCUCUCCCUCUCCCCUUCUUCUCCACCACCGGCCGCCGCCACGGCCAGGCCGGCGUGGUGGUGCGCCUCCGCAGCCCAUCCAUCCACCAGCACCACCAUCACACGACCACUCCACCACCAGCGCCAUCCAUCACCAGCACAGCCAGCACCCAGUACCACCAUCACCUCCAUCCACCAGCGCCACACCACCCAUCCACCUCUCCCUGCUGCUACCCCUUGCUACUCACGUCCUAGACCAGCCAUUGGGGUCGCCGACGUCUGAUCUCCCGCGUGCCUCCAACUGCUGCUGCUUUCCCCCUCGUCCCUACUGCUGCUACUCCACUUCCUCUGCUCCCCUUCUUCUUCUUUGAAUCUCGAUGCUGCUGCUCUUCUUCUCUCUUCACCUGCUGCUGCUCAUCCCUCACGCCCCUUCUCUAGCUGGUCGUUGCUGCUCUUCACCUUCCCUUGCCCCAACCUGCUGCUACUUCUUCUCUCAACCUCCUGCUGCUGCUUCUCCUCACGUCCCUGCUGCUGCUCCAUUCCCAAUCUUGCUGCUCUCUCUCUCUCUUUCUCUCUCUCUCUCUCUCUCUCAAAUUUCGGUGACCUUCAGUAGUGUAAUAAUCAGUACUAUGUAAUGUUCAGAUUUGAUAAGUGUAAUAUCCUACUGUUUGGUUCAGUUUCGAAGUUUAAUAUAAAUGCUUGAUUAGUAUGUCCUUUGUCUUGACUAGUUGAUACCUUGUCACUUUGAGAAAUAUUUGACAUGUCAUACUUUGUUUAGUGAAACAGUAUUCUUCAUAUGUGUGGUGUCCUGUGAUAUAUAUACAUAUGUGUGUGUUUGUAAUGUGAGUUAUAUCAAUUC
This is a messenger RNA of Triticum dicoccoides, 5124 nucleotides long. RefSeq lists its product as uncharacterized. Lineage: Eukaryota; Viridiplantae; Streptophyta; Magnoliopsida; Poales; Poaceae. The coding region runs from base 1668 to 2678 and encodes 336 amino acids. The transcript has 2 exons. The record is from RefSeq and is a predicted model, not a curated record.